This is a messenger RNA of Arachis stenosperma, 931 nucleotides long. RefSeq lists its product as uncharacterized. The record is from RefSeq and is a predicted model, not a curated record. NCBI's taxonomy places the organism in Eukaryota, Viridiplantae, Streptophyta, Magnoliopsida, Fabales, Fabaceae. The transcript has a single exon. The coding region runs from base 95 to 769 and encodes 224 amino acids.
GCGCCAACACAUUAACUACUAAGUACUAACUAAACUAUACCCUUUUUCUUUCUCUUCAUUCUCUCUUCCCUCUUUCCUCUUCUUUUCAGAAUUCAUGAUCCUUUUCAAUUCAAUGGAGGACCUCAAACACUCUCUUCUAUACACCACUCUGGAGCUUCAACAAACUAGAGCUGCAGUUCAUGAGGAACUCAAGAAGAGAGAUGAACAACUCCUCAUCCUCAAGGAUCUGCUCAACAAGACCAUCAGAGAAAGAGAUGAAGCCAAUGACAAAUGCCAGAGACUUCUCUUGGAGAAGCUUCUUCUUCAGCAACACAAUAAUAAUGGUGCUGCUCCUGUCUCUGGAAUCUCAAGCAUUGAAGAUGACCACAGAAGAAACAACAACAACAACAACAUCAACACCACCUCAUCAGACUGUGAAGAAAGCAUUGUGUCAUCACCAGUGAUUGAGCACCACUUGUCAGCAACAGAGUCUGCCAUGAUUGAAGCAGUGACACCAACAGGGCCACUUCCAGAAAAGGGUAAGCUGUUGCAGGCAGUGAUGAAAGCAGGUCCUCUGCUUCAAACCCUGCUUCUUGCAGGCCCACUCCCUCAAUGGAGACACCCUCCACCGCCCCUUGAGUCCUUUGAGAUUCCACCUGUCACUAUUCCUUCACCACCACUACUCCAUCAAGAUGCUAACAACAACAACAACAGCAGAAAAAGAGAAUUUUGUGAUGCCUCUGAGUCUUCUCCAAUUGAGACCAAGUACCAAAGGGUUGCACUUCACUGACUUAUAGUCAGCCUUAAAUUAUUACAUAUAUAGAUUUUGCAGGUUCUUAGAGUUAUAAAGUUAGAGACUUUUUUUGAGUAGCAGCAAGCAACUCAAAACUCAUCUACUUAUCUGUACAGAGGUUUCAGGAUUUUAAGUUAACUCAUUCAGGGUUUUACUGAA